CGUCGUUUCUCAACGACAUCCAGACGGCAUGGGGGACGACGUUGCCGGGGUGGACGGUGAAAGCCGUUUGCAACAGUGAGCAAGGGAUCACGUGUGACGCUUCAGGCAUGAUAACGGAUUUAAACCUUCAAGUUGUCAGUCCCCUUAUCACCGGCUCCAUUCCCGACAGCAUCUCUGUGCUCACGGCACUCACAUACAUCAAUUUCAACUCCAACCUUCUCAAUGGCCCCGUUCCUGACAGCAUCUCUGCCCUCAAGUCACUCGCAUACCUGGAUCUUGGCAAUAAUGCCCACCUCAACGGCUCCAUCAUUGGCAUUAUCUCUGCGCUCAAGGCACUGACACACUUGGAUCUCAGCUCUAACUCUUUCGACAGCUCCAUUCCCGACAGCAUCUCCGCGCUCACGGCACUCACAUGGCUUAAUCUCAACUCUAACUCCCUCGGUGGCCCCAUUCCCCACGGCAUCUCCGCACUCAUAGCACUCCAAUAUCUGAAUCUUGGCUAUAACUCUCUCACGGGCUCUAUACCCGACAGCAUCUCUGCGCUCACGGUUCUCACAUUGCUGAAUCUUGGCUAUAACUCUCUCACGGGAUCCAUACCCGACAGCAUCUCCGCGCUCACAGCUCUCACAUAUCUGAGUUUGUAUACGAACCAACUUACCGGGCUAAUUCCAGCUACACUUGGGAGCCUUUCCCUAUUGGACUACCUCAACACCGAUAACAACAGCCUCACUUGUCCUGCUGCUGACAGCACCACCUGCGGCCAAACCCUAUCGUCAUUCGCUGCUUUCUGCCGGAAAUGUUCCACCACCUGUUCGACAUGCCAAGAACAAGCAGCAUCUGGAGGUGGAGGGGGUGUAUCAAUAGGAGCCAUUAUCGGCAUUGCUGUUGCUGCUGUGGUCGUUCUCCUCCUGCUUCUGGCUGCCAUGCUACUCUGCUUCAGGCGCCAGAAGCAACGAAGCUCAAGAGCGAGGCUGAUGGCGCUCACGGGCACGCAGAGCGAGGAGGAGUUCCAGGUGGGUGGCUGUGUGGCUCUUCACGGGCAUGACACGCCUUCCCUGCGGUGCUGUCACAGAGGGUCACUGAGGAACCGCCUUCCUCGGUGCCUCUCACUGACCGCAGUUCCAGGUGCAAUUGACCGCCUUCCUCUCUGUUCCGUCCUCCCCUUCUCCCUCCCCCAGUCUGCGCUGCAGAGCUUCCUCUCCCGCGCGGAUCAACUCGAGGCUCUAGUGGAGCUGUAUGCGACCGCCCUGCAGAGCUGUCUCUCCUGUGCGGAUGAGCUGGAGGCGCUGGUAGAGCUGCAUGCAGGGCCACAGCGAAUGACCCCUUUCCUCUUUCCUGACCCUUCUUUUCCCCCUCCCGCUCCCCCUUCCCCCUCGCUGCAGGAGAACAAGGCGCUGCAGGAAGCCGCUGAGAAGCUUCCUCCCAGCGUGUCCCCGCAAGCCGUGGCAUUCACCAAGCGUGCCCUGCUCACCCUGCAGAACAACCCAUCGUGGUCGUUUGCGCAGAAGCAGAAGAUGAUCGGCAGCAUCGUGAGGGGGUUCUCAUCCUCGCAUUGA
Closterium sp. Naga37s-1 is the source of this 1556-nucleotide messenger RNA. The record is from the annotation of a GenBank genome assembly. NCBI's taxonomy places the organism in Eukaryota, Viridiplantae, Streptophyta, Zygnematophyceae, Desmidiales, Closteriaceae.